GAGGAUGACCGUUAAGCAUGCAGUGAUCGCGGGAACGACUCUGCGGUUUAUUUAUAAAGUGCCUGGUGUGAGAUUCGCACGUGGAUUUUCCGGGAACAUGGGACCCCUCGAGACUGCCAAGAAAGCCGCUGCUUACAAAGCAGUUGAUGAAUUCGUCAAGACUAACAGUGUUGUGGGGAUUGGCAGUGGGUCCACUGUGAUCUACGCGGUACACAGAAUUGCCGAAAGAGUUAAAGAAGAGCAAUUAAGAAUCGUCUGUGUGCCAACGUCAUUCCAAGCUCGGCAGCUCAUUGUCAACAGUCACCUAGUGCUGGGAGAUCUUGAGACACACCCCAGGAUAGACUGCGUCAUUGAUGGAGCUGACGAGGUCGACGAAGAACUGAACCUCAUAAAGGGAGGGGGUGGUUGCCUCCUGCAGGAGAAAAUCAUCGCCUCCUGUUCAGAGGACAUGAUAGUCAUCGCUGAUUACACAAAAAACUCUGAAAGAUUGGGACAGCAGUACAAAAAGGGAAUUCCGAUAGAGGUAAUUCCAAUGGCAUAUGUCCCCAUUAAACAUAAGAUCGAGGACAAUUAUGGGGGCAUGGCUAAAAUCAGAAUGGCCAUUGCCAAAGCAGGACCAGUGGUCACUGACAAUGGCAAUUUUAUCCUCGACUGGCACUUCCCAGACGAUCUUGACAAAUCAUGGAAGAUCAUAAAUUCUGAAAUUAAGAUGAUACCUGGAGUUGUUGAAACUGGUCUCUUCAUAAACAUGGCUAAGAAAGCGUACUUUGGAAUGGCUGAUGGAACUGUCACCGAGCAGUCCCCGAAUGCAUAGAACCAAACAAUUAUUUUAUUGUGACCACAAUUUUUUUGCCAUUUUCACAGAUAAUGACAUUUAUUUUCGUACGUUAAAGGCUCUCCGGUCUCGAUUUGCUCAAUCGCCCUCUACUCUCAGUGGGUGUGAAUUGCUACUUUUCUUAAGAUUACUUUCUACAAGCUCGGGGUACUUACAUUGCAACAGAAAAGUUCAGGGAUUAUCUUUAUAUUCUACAGAAGAUGACUUGUUAACACAGAGUUGAUGUUUUUUUAUUAUUUUAUCUAGAUUUUUGAUAAUAUUCUCGAGAUUUGUGUCUCGUUGCAUCUGUUGUUUUGGAUAUUGCUGAGGGUCAUGAAGGUUUUUGGGAAUAAUAAAAUUAAAAUUUGAUACUGA
Messenger RNA from Diachasma alloeum, 1189 nucleotides. It is a transcript of the gene Rpi, whose product is annotated as ribose-5-phosphate isomerase. Gene Ontology annotation, molecular function: ribose-5-phosphate isomerase activity. NCBI's taxonomy places the organism in Eukaryota, Metazoa, Arthropoda, Insecta, Hymenoptera, Braconidae. The record is from RefSeq and is a predicted model, not a curated record. Gene Ontology annotation, cellular component: intracellular membrane-bounded organelle. Gene Ontology annotation, biological process: D-ribose metabolic process; pentose-phosphate shunt, non-oxidative branch. The transcript is spliced from 6 exons. The coding region runs from base 5 to 814 and encodes 269 amino acids.